UGACCAAGUAAGGAAGGACAAGGAGGCUAAAUUUAGCCUCCUCUGGAGAUCUAUGCUCCGAAACAUUUGUUGUAGUAUUUGCGUAGGUUACUAGCCGCAGCAAGCAGCUUGGAUCAACUUAAAAACUUUGGUCGCAGAAGCACAUUUUGGAAUCCUUUCUUUUACAUUACCUGAUCACUUGAGAAUUGAUAGUGCACUGUGGUGUCAAACUCCAUUUGGUUGCUCCUUUACAUCAGCAGCUAUCUUAAUGCAGAGGAAAAUUUAAGGGGUGACAGGAACGAACUAUGACUGGAUGUGUCUGAAACUGAGUGGAAGAGAUUUUAUUGACAUGGAACUGGAGAUUACGUGGCCUGUAAAAAUGAGCCUGGUGGACAUCACCAAGAUAUUUUCCAUGCUCCAGCCAAAAGAUGAAGAAAUUGACAAUGGGGAAAUAACUCAGCUGAAUCAAGCAGUUUCUAAUGAUGAUGACAAACUGUUAGCUGAACUUUUAUCCCAGGAGAGGUAUGCAAGAUUUAUUAAUAGCCGGAGUGGCUGGGGUGUCCCGGGAACCCCUCUUCGUCUAGCGGCCAUGAGAGGACAUCUAAAAUGUCUGGAGAUUCUGCUAGAUCAUGGUGCUGAGGUGGAUAGUCUGGAUGUGAAGGCGCAAACCCCUUUAUUCACUGCUGUUAGUGGUAGGCAUUUGGACUGUGUCCAGGCCUUGCUUAGGGCUGGAGCUAAUCCCAACGGUAGUAUAUAUAACAACAGCUCACCCAUUCUGGUUGCAGCCAGAGAAGGGGAAGUGGAGAUUUUGAAGGAACUGUUGGAACAUGGAGCAGAAGUCAAUGUCCGUUCCAAAGCACCAGAAUGGGCCUCCAAUCCUUGUGCAUGUAGUGGUCCCCUGUACCUCUCCUUGGUGUAUGGGCACUUUGACUGCUUUCGCCUUCUUCUUUUGUAUGGAGCCAACCCAGAUUUUAACUGCACUGAGGAGAGACUGCUGUCACGAAUUAAGCCACGAAAGACUGCAUUGGAGAUGUGUUUCAGAUAUGGCUGUGGGAUUGAAUAUGUCCAACUGCUGAUAGACUUUGGAGCAAAUGUUUAUUUACCAGAUCUCACUGCAAAUAAAAAUAUAAACCAAAAUGAAGUAUUUGAACUUUUAAACCGAGCCAGAGCUCAACCAAGAUGUUUGAUGUCACUAGCCAGGAUAACCAUCCGCAAAUAUCUGAAAGAGCAGAGCAGACUACAUUCCAUUGACCAGCUGGACAUACCACCAGUCCUAAAAAACUAUGUAAAACAUCAUGUCUGAGCUGACACUCAAGGCACUGCUGGUUUACGUGACAUGUGUUCUGUAGCUUUGAGAUAUAUUGGGCCAAAGCUGAUCUUGAUCAUGUCAUUUUUAUGACCUUAAAAUAGUCAGAUCUUACCUGUAAGAGAGUGAGACACUCUCAGUCUCAAAUAGUUAUGAAAUAGUAAUGGUUUUGUGUUAUAUUGUAAAGUUCAUUUUCUGCCUCUCAGAAAGCCGAAGAAAGUUCAGGGUUUACUCAUCUUUUAGCACCAACAUGCAUGUAUGUAAUGUACUAAAUUAUUGUAUAAAACUAUUUCUUGAACUGCUUAAAAGUAAGCCUUUAUUAAACAGUGGACUUUUACAAUGCAAUGAUUCAUAAAACAAUUUGUUAUAAAAGAAAUGACAUAAAUUUCAACAGACUCCUACAAAUUCAAUCCCGCAUCACUGUUAAUUUCAGCACAAUGCAAUUCAAAUGCACUAUCAGCAGAGAGAAAUGUAGUAACAAUAAUUUCCAGGACAUAUCAUGUUACAUGGAAAUUCAUGCAGGCACUUCAUAGUGUGAUUAGCAUAUGUGCGUUUGAUCUGCGCAGAGUUGUCAGGGAAAUCAUUUCACAUUGAUUCAGGACCAGCAAACCUUGGCUACUUUCAGAACAACUGUGUUUUCACUGUGCAGCUCCGAGUAGUCAGUUAGGUAAAUACUACACCAUCCAUCAACCUUCUGCAUGCUACUCCAUGUUCCUCAUCCUAAAUAGUACUGCUGACCUCCCACAACACAAGAAAAUCUGAGCAGGCGUAGGCCACCAGACCCCUUAAACCUGUUACACCAUUCAAUACGCUGGCCUCAACUCUUCUUCUGUGCAGUACCUGAAAUUCUGCAAUUCCUCAAUCUUUCGAAUAUCAAUCUAUUUCCAAUUUAACAACAUCGAAUGAUCGGGCCUCCAUUACCUUGGGGUGGGGGGGGGGGGUGGCGUGCAGAAAAGAAUUUCGGUCAUUCAUUACCUACUGAAUUUAAAAGAAUUCUACAGGUCAUUAUUUGUAGCUCUGCCCUCUUGUUCGUGAUUCUCCCACUAAAGAAAACCUCACAAUGUUUAUCAUGUCAAACCCCUUUAGAAUUCUAUAUACUUGAAUAAAGUGACCCUACAUUCUUCUAAACUCCAAGAUAGACAGAGUCCAAAAGGACCAGCCCCCUUGAUAGGAUAACCCUCUCAUCCCAAGAAUUAGCCUGCCUCCAAUACUACCAUAUCCUUUACUUAGGUGAAGGGGAGCAAAACUGUGCACAAUAUUUCUGGUAUGGUCUCAUCCUGUACAAAGUUAACAACCUGUCUAUCCUUAAAGUCCAAUGUUUUUGCAAUAAAGGCCAACUACUGUUUGCUUUCUUCACUGCUUGUUGGGCCCGUCUGCCAAUAUUUUAUGCUUCAUGCCCUAGAACACCUAGAUCCCUCCGAACUUCAAUUAUUUGCAGUCUGUCACCACUUAGAUGAUAAUUUGCGUUUUGUUCUCUCUUCCUGAAGCACACUUCCUUCCAACACUUUGAUCCUGAAUGCUGCACCCUAUUCUUAAUUGGCCAUGGACACAACUGUCUAUUCCUCCAAUUGGUAACAGACUUUGUUUCACUGAACUUGCCCCGACAUAUCGCCCAAGCCUUUGAAACCCUGAGGCCUCAAUGAAAAUCUCAAUCUCCAUUUUUCCUGAUUCAAUUUCAUGACUGGUGAUCCAAAUCAGCACCUCAAGACAGUAUUGAUUGAAUUAAUCUGACAUCCCAGACUCCAGUUAGCACUCCAUUUGUAGUAUCCAAAGGAUUAGCUGCAUUGCUGCCUCUGUAGUAUUCAACACUCUACAAUUCCUAAACCACAGUAUAUUUAAGUAGUCAGCUAGUUCAUGAAUGAUUUACUUGAUAAAAUUAAGUAUAUCAAGUAAACAAAAAGAAGGCUCAAACUCCAUUUUCUGUCAUAUUCAUUGAUUUGUUACACAUACGUGUGAACCGAGUUGUGAUGGUUUGUCUAGGUUUCCAUGUGAAGACCCUUGCUCAGAACUAAGAUUUCUUUGGUGGCCCACAGAUCAAUUCACAAUCCAAAGGCAGAAAACAAAAAAGGGCAUACAUUGAAAUAAAUACAGUCCCUUUUACAUUAAAAUAUUUACAGUUUGUGCCAUAGAA
Molecule: messenger RNA, 3416 nt
Organism: Mobula hypostoma (lesser devil ray)
Lineage: Eukaryota; Metazoa; Chordata; Chondrichthyes; Myliobatiformes; Myliobatidae
Gene: asb12a
Product: ankyrin repeat and SOCS box-containing 12a
Exons: 2
Coding region: 293-1282 (329 amino acids)
Biological process (GO): intracellular signal transduction
Molecular function (GO): protein binding
Source: RefSeq, a predicted model, not a curated record